GAAGUCUCUGCCAAAGGGGGCAGGCAUGAGUUUCCCCGGGCACGUGUGAGGCUGUCAGUAGGUUUCAGAGUUAACGCCCCAGGCGUCUCGAGGCCUGAGGAGUCAGGGGGCUGCGAGUCCGGAGUGAGGGGCACCAGAAGGGGAUCUGGGGUUCAAGACCCAAGUGUGGGGGGGGGGGAACCCUGCAGGAAGUUGGGUUUCCUGGCUGGCUUGGCUCCUUGGCCAGCACACUGUGAUGUUACUGGUGAGUCAGCCAAUAGUCCUGUGACUGAGGGGCAACUCCUUUGCAUGCCGGGCUCCCAUUGGCUGAAGCUGGCUGUCGGGAUGGUGGGAGGGCUGGGAUUGCUGCUGCAUGGCGGGGUUGAGGGGGCAGGGGGGUGAGGCCAUCCCUGGAGUUGGGGGGGCUUUGAGGGGUGGGGGCAUGUCUCACCCCCUAUCCCCAUGUUCCCCCUGCCCCCGUGGGGAUCAGGGCCUGGGCAGGGAAGGGAGGAACCUCCUUGCAUGCUGGAUCCCACUACUGACACCAAGUGCCCUGAGCCCCGCCCUCUUCACACAGACCCCGCCCCCUUCUCACAGCCCUGCCCCUCAUGUCUCCCAGCAGCCCUAUGUGUCUGUGGCCCAGCAGAUGGCGCCCCCCAGCCCCGGCGGCAGCAACAGCGGCGGGGGCGUUGGCGGAGACCAGCUGAGCAAGACCAAUCUGUACAUCCGGGGCCUGCACCCCGCCACCACCGACCAGGACCUGGUCAAGCUGUGCCAGCCGUACGGCAAGAUCGUCUCCACCAAGGCCAUCCUGGACAAGACCACCAACAAGUGCAAAGGCUACGGCUUUGUGGACUUUGACAGCCCCACAGCGGCACAAAAGGCGGUGACGGCGCUCAAGGCCAGCGGAGUCCAGGCCCAGAUGGCGAAGCAACAGGAGCAGGACCCCACGAACCUGUACAUCUCCAACCUGCCGCUGAGCAUGGACGAACAGGAGCUGGAGACGCUGCUCAAGCCCUUCGGGCAGGUUGUGUCCACCCGCAUCUUGCGUGACAGCGGCGGGGCCAGCCGCGGCGUCGGCUUCGCCAGGUCAGAGGCUCCCCUGGCCUGUGCCCCCCCAGGAGGGAGGCCCGAGGCCAUCAUCACUCACUUCAACGGGAAGUACAUCAAGACGCCCCCAGGGGUCCCAGUGCCCCCGGACCCGCUGCUCUGCAAGUUCGCGGACGGGGGCCAGAAGAAGCGGCAGAACCAAGGCAAGUUUGUGCAGAACGGACGGGCCUGGCCGCGGGACAGUGACACGGGUGGCGUGACCUUGACCUACGACCCCACGACGGCUCUGCAGAAUGGGUUCUACACGACCCACUACGGCCUCGCGCCCAACCGGAUGGUCGCCCAGACUGCGCUCGGCCCCUACCUGCCCUCGCCCGUCUCAUCCUACCAGGUUCACAGCCCGUCCUGGAUGCAUCACCAGUCGUACCUCAUGCAGCCCACGGUGAGACCCCCCGUUACCCCCCCAGCUCCCCCCAUCCCUCCCCACCGCAGGGGCCCCCUCUCCAAAAUCUGCCCCGGCGGCGCUGGCACGUACAUGCCAGCAGGAGCCACACUGCAAGGGGCCUACAUCCCUCAGUACACGCCUGUGCCUUCCUCCAGCAUCGCGGUGGAGGAGCCCAGCGGGCAGCAGAGCCAGGUGCCGGUGGAGUCGCCGGCGGAGCAUGCAGCCUACUCCUACCCCUACAGCAAGUAGCGCUGGCCUCCCCGGCCCUGUGGACCUGGACUGUGCCAGGACUGUGGAGCUGAAGCAACCCCAGUGCAGCCCAGUACGGCCCAGUGCAGCCCGGCCUGGCCCGGCCCCUCCCGCAGCUGCUGAUCUCUUUCUGUUCGGUUCUUUCUCUGCCGAGGGCCCCGGGGAGAGGACAGCGCUUUCUUCCCUGCCCUCCCCCACUCCCCCACCCCCAAAAGAGGAAAAGAAACUGAGACAAACGCCACG
Molecule: messenger RNA, 1966 nt
Organism: Alligator sinensis (Chinese alligator)
Lineage: Eukaryota; Metazoa; Chordata; Crocodylia; Alligatoridae
Gene: RBMS2
Product: RNA binding motif single stranded interacting protein 2
Exons: 12
Coding region: 353-1723 (456 amino acids)
Cellular component (GO): ribonucleoprotein complex; cytosol; nucleus
Molecular function (GO): poly(U) RNA binding; poly(A) binding; mRNA 3'-UTR binding
Source: RefSeq, a predicted model, not a curated record